This is a messenger RNA of Papilio polytes (common Mormon), 1565 nucleotides long. RefSeq names its product allantoicase-like. The coding region runs from base 81 to 1193 and encodes 370 amino acids. The record is from RefSeq and is a predicted model, not a curated record. Gene Ontology annotation, molecular function: allantoicase activity. Gene Ontology annotation, biological process: allantoin catabolic process. NCBI's taxonomy places the organism in Eukaryota, Metazoa, Arthropoda, Insecta, Lepidoptera, Papilionidae. The transcript is spliced from 8 exons.
UUGUGUUCAGUUGACGAUCGUCAGUGCAUUUAGUGAUAUAUUGUAUUAACAUUGCAGUUUAAAAUAUUAAUUUGUAAAAAAUGUUCGAACGUAUAAAACCUGGUUUUGUUGAAUUAAGUGAACUGGCUAGUGCUGGUGCGGGUGGGAAAGUCGCCUUUUCAACGGAUGACUUUUUCGCAACUUGCGAGAACAUGAUAUCAGACAGUGAGCCCGUUUUCAUAGAGGACAAAUAUACGGAGUUCGGCAAAUGGAUGGAUGGCUGGGAGACGAGGAGGAAGCGCGUGGCUGGCCAUGACUGGUGCAUUCUCAAACUUGCUACCAAGUGUGUUAUCCAAGGUUUUCUUGUAGAUACAGCAUUCUUUACCGGCAAUUACGCCCCCAAGUAUUCGAUCCAGGCAGCCUGCUUAACACCAGAAGAGGAAUCUCUAAUACCACGAAGAAUAGAAGCAAUAGGAACAGCAACAAGCGAAGAUGAUUUGGAACAAAUUAAAAAACUAGAAUCAGACAAAUGGGAAGAAAUAGUACCGAUUACCGCAUUGCAGCCAGGAUAUCAAGAAACGAGACAUAAUUACCAAAAGGUGCUAAGUGACGAAGCCUGGACCCACAUACGAGUGAACAUGUUCCCCGACGGAGGGAUAGCGCGGCUGCGGGUGUUCGGGGAGCCGCGCCCGGAACCGCCUGCACUUACUGAUGUAGUAGAUUUGGUGUCUGUUGUUAACGGAGGAUGUUGCGUUGGUUUCUCUAACGCUCAUUUCGGUCACCCUAAGAAUAUAAUAAAACCGGGCAAGGGUCGCUCGAUGUCCGAUGGCUGGGAGACGGCGCGAAGACUUGAUAGACCUAACAUUAUUGAAGCUAAUGCAGAUGGAACUCUUAAAUUGCAAGGAGAUGAAUGGGCCGUAUUUAAAUUAGGAUUUCCCGGUACAAUAAAGAAGAUUUGCGUGGACACAACACAUUUCAAAGGAAAUUUUCCUGAUUCAGUGAAAUUCGAAGGCGUUUAUUUAGAUAAUUGUAAUUGGAUUGAAUCAAAGGAGACGUCGUGGCAAACAAUAUUAAAUUCAAGCAAGCUGUCAGCAAACAAGGAACAUUGGUACAAAGUGGAGUCAGAUUUGAUCACACAUUUAAAAGUAACGAUAGCACCCGAUGGUGGCUUGAGUAGGAUAAAAGUUUUCGGUUUAAUAGAAAAUUCAGAAUAAUCAUGUACAAAUAGUUUAAAUAUUACCGCAGUCAGGUUCAAUUACUAAAGCAGUUACAAGUAAUAUUAAAUUCAAACGACCACAUAUUGAAACGAACUUUUCUAAAAGCGUCGUAUCUAUCAAUUUUUAAAAUGUUGACUAAGACUGUAUUGUUUGAGAUUCUUUUCACAAUUCUGCCGUUAGUCCAUUAACUAAUAAUUAGACAACUCUGAGUGCGGUGUAUCCUAGAGUAAAGUUAAAUAAUUGUAAAUAUUGUAACAAAACAUGUAUCUUUUAUUUUGUAUUCAGUAAAAAGACGUUUUGUUACAUUGCUUUGUUUAAUUUGAAAUUAAAUACUCUUGUAUUAUUUUACUUUAUUAACAGUGUUUUAUA